UGCAGAUAUAGGCAGAAAGCGAAGCGUAUUUCAUCGAUUGAGUUGUCUGCAUCAGUACGGGCCCGCGACUGUCGGUGUAAUGUGUGUGUAGUUUUUUUUAUUAUUCUUAUAUAUUUUUUUCCGAUUCCCGGUCGAUUGUUUAUAUGGAUGGAGCUAUACGAGGAGUGAUAUGAGUAUUCACAUACGUCAGGAGUCUACAGGCGUCGGUGCGUUUACUCCUUAUGUGACAGCGAUAUGCAAAUAGGACAUUGAUUUUGACAGCGUCGUUAGCGAACUCGUCCAACAUCACGUGUAUGUAGUUGCUUUUUGAAAGGUGUCGGCGAUAGGAGUGAAUAAGGUGUUCGCCGCGAAGGCCACCGGGCUUUUUAAGCACUACCCCGUGAUCGCGAUGGCAUUAGAAAUCCCCGAAUGUACGCGUAACGCGCAAUUGUUAUAUUUGACAGGCGAGUUAAAAGACAGCCCCGGGUCCUUCGAUGGAUUAAUAGCGGUUGUCGCACGCAGGUUAGUGUGUGCAGCGCCGCAGCUCGGAGAAUAUCAGGAUGAUCCAACAAAUGUUAGUCCGUCUGGGAAGAAGUUUCGGAGCAAGCCGCAGCUGGCCCGCUACCUGGGUAACCAGAUGGACCUGAGCUCCUUCGACUUCCGUACGGGGAAAAUGCUGAUGAGCAAGCUGAACAAGAACCGCCAGAGACUGCGGUACGAUAACAACAACCAGAACAAGGGCAAACCGGACCUGAACACAUCCCUGCCGGUCAGACAAACGGCCUCCAUCUUCAAGCAGCCUGUGACGAAGGUCACCAAUCAUCCCAGCAACAAAGUGAAGACGGAUCCUCAGAAAGCCGUAGACCAGCCCAGACAGCUCUUUUGGGAGAAAAAGCUCAGCGGUCUCAGUGCUUAUGACAUUGCGGAGGAACUGAUGAAAACAAUGGAGCUGCCUAAAGGCCUGCAAGGCGUGGGUCCGGGCUGCACAGAUAAAACCCUUUUGUCGGCCAUAGCCAGUGCUCUUCACACUAGCGUGGCCCCCAUCACCGGCCAGCUGUCUGCAGCCGUGGAGAAGAACCCCGGCGUGUGGCUCAACACGGCGCAGCCUCUGUGCAAGGCUUUUAUAGUGACCGACGAAGACAUCAGGAAACAGGAGGAGCUGGUGUACAGUGUGAGGAAAAGGCUGGAGGAGGCGCUGAUGGCUGACAUGCUGGCUCACGUGGAGGAGGCUGCCAACGAAGGGGAGACGCCGAAGGAGGAGGGCAACGGGAGUGAAGACAUGGAGAGCGUAUAGCACAGGUUUUCAGAGAGAAUCGCAUGUACGACACGUGCUGGCUUCAUCCUGAAGUUUUUGCACAUGUCAGAGCAUUUUGUACGUACGCCGUCGCACGGACUUUGAACAGUUUUCCAUUAAAAGCCAGAAGAGCUGACCACCCGAGUCCCUGUUUUUGUAAAUUUGAGCUGAAGACGUUGAUCCUCCCUUCGUCCGCCGUUCCAUAAGUUACCGUUUGGACGAGACGUACCGACGGCCACUGGUCGGGGGGAGGAAUGUGUUUGUACGCCAAUGUAGUAAGAAUGAAAUGGAGGAAACAUGCGAGUAUGGAGCGAAACAAACAAUGUAUGAUGAAUGAAGUUUGGUUGUGGAAAAGGUGAGUUGUUUAUGGGGUAAAAUAAAGAAAAGGAAGGAUGGGGCGCAGGAUUAGACGAGGAACCGUGCUGACGUCCAGAGAGUCGGCCGUAGUCAGUGAUGCACAUUCAUCGAGAGUGUCUUUGAUGUACAGUUUGAAUAGAUGAACUUUUGUUAUCGAGCGAGGUGUGCAGUACCGACCGAAGAGGGGACAUGUCAUUUCCAAGGGCUGUUGCGGUGGUGUCCAAAGGACCGACGUAAGCACGACAGAGGGAGAGAAAUGACGUGACGCUCCUGUCGUCUGACUGCUCUUACCCGACGGCGUAGCGGCUGGGCGAGCAGUGGGCCGAGGAACGUUCAGUUUGCACGCUUCCUCCUGGAGACAACAUGGUGCAAAAUGACAUGGUGUAAUUUGUAAAGGCUUUCUGUUGUUGUAUCAAUAAAUAUGAAUGACUUGACUCUGUA
Cynoglossus semilaevis (tongue sole) is the source of this 2071-nucleotide messenger RNA. RefSeq names its product methyl-CpG-binding domain protein 3-like. Gene Ontology annotation, cellular component: nucleus. The transcript is spliced from 8 exons. The coding region runs from base 389 to 1273 and encodes 294 amino acids. Gene Ontology annotation, molecular function: methyl-CpG binding. Gene Ontology annotation, biological process: negative regulation of transcription by RNA polymerase II; DNA methylation-dependent constitutive heterochromatin formation. NCBI's taxonomy places the organism in Eukaryota, Metazoa, Chordata, Actinopteri, Pleuronectiformes, Cynoglossidae. The record is from RefSeq and is a predicted model, not a curated record.